GACAACAGCUUGAACACAAUCACGCGAGUGAGAGGCUCUGCCGAAACCUUGACGACGAGCCGUCAGCGAGCGCUUUCUUGAUUCGACACCGAAUCGAGCGGACUGACCGCAGCAACACGUGCCAUUCAAACGCAGCCGAUUGUAAGAAGCAGAGGCAAUCCAGAAAAGCUUCACCGCUUCGGUCGGUAGCGCUAACGGCAGUGCGGCCAUGACGAGGGACACGCCAGCCGCGGCCUACACACCCCGGCCGCCGCCGCUGGUGCCGCCCGCAUCCGCCGCAUCCGAGGGGCUACUGCCACUCAAGCCCCACCAGCAUGCGCGAAUGGGACAAGGCAGCGGCAGUAGCAGCGGCAGCGGCAGCGGGGGCUGCGCCGCACCCGUGGCGGCAGUAGCCAUGGGCGGCGGCGGCAGUAGCACCCUCAGUGGCGGCGGCGGCGGCGGCGGUCUCAUCAGCACGACUGGGGAUGUGGUGCUGCCGGCGGCUGCGACGAGCCACGUGGCGGCGGCGGUGGGCGUGGCGGGCGCGGCGGACCCGAACGGCCGUUUUGUGUGGGCCACGGACGGCAGCCGGCAGCCGUGGCGGCCUGGCGACGCGCCGCGCGGCGUUGUGGGCUUGCCGGCGGUCAAGCCGUCAUCCUUCGUGUAGAGGAGCCAUCCAGCCAGCAUCUACAUCCGCUGGGAAACAUUUGAAGAAGCCGGAGGCCCGUGCCUGAUUCAUGCUUACUUGGCUUAUGAGCGUGCCGCCCGCGCGUCAUGUGGCCAUAUCGCGCCAUAGGAUUGGUGGGGGUUAGGAAUGAUACGGUAUGUUGCAAUGCGGUACCUGCUGUGUGCCAUUCGCGUCAGCUAGCAUAUUGCUGCUGACGUGCGCCAUCUGAGUGCGGAGGAAUGCUGAGAAACGCAGCGACACGGAGGCGGAGAAGACUGAAGCGGUUACGGCUGCCAGGGGACAUCCACUGGAGCGGUUACGGGUGUCAUUUUGAGUGCGGGGAAACAUGGAGUCACGGAGGGGAGCGGCUAUGUCGUGUGGAAUACGGCUGCCCAGCAGGUCACAACCGCAAAUUGCUGUGUGCCUGCCUGUCGUGACAGAGAGAGCACGUGCGGGGUUAUUCCGUUAUUGAUGUUGAUUCGGUGCGCUGUGCGCGUGUGGUGCAGACUGGCUUGCGGCACUAUUGCCGGUCAAGCAAGAGUUGGCUGAUGGAUCAUUGAGGGUGUAGGGUUUAAAGACGAUUGAUGAGAUGGCGAUUGUCCGAGCGUUUGUGAUGGGAAAUGUUAGCCCAGUACGCAUAUUCAUAGUUGUU
This is a messenger RNA of Chlamydomonas reinhardtii, 1298 nucleotides long. RefSeq lists its product as uncharacterized. The transcript is spliced from 5 exons. Bases 209 to 646 code for a protein of 145 amino acids. The record is from RefSeq and is a predicted model, not a curated record. NCBI's taxonomy places the organism in Eukaryota, Viridiplantae, Chlorophyta, Chlorophyceae, Chlamydomonadales, Chlamydomonadaceae.